UCUCCGCGUCUCUCACGCGAUCCGACCCUCUUCUCUUUCCUUCCCUCUAGAGCGAGUUAUGAGUUCGGCGAGCAAUCCCAAACCCGUGGUCACCGGCUACCCGGCCGCUGCCGCCCCGCCCCCCGCCGGCGGAGCAGCCUACCCAACCGCCUACUCCGCCCCGCCGCCUCACGCCGCCGCUUACUAUCCCGCCCCCUAUCCCAACGGGGCCGCGCCGCCACCUGCUCCCUACGGCGCCCCCUCCCGCCCCAACACCAUCUUCCUCCGCCGCCUCCUCGCCAUCUCCAUCGCCUUCUUCCUCCUCAUCGCGCUCGUCAUCCUCAUCCUCUGGCUCGUCCUCCGCCCCCGCCUCCCUGCCUUCGCGGUUUCCUCCGCCUCCGUAUCCUCCUUCAACCUCUCCGCCACCCAGCAGCUUCUCUCCUCCGACUUCGACAUCACCCUCUCCGUCCGCAACCCUAACCACAAGAUGGGCAUCUACUACGACAGUCUCGUCGCCGCCGUCCUCUAUGGAUCCGACACCAUCUCCGAGACAAACCUCCCGCCCUUCUACCAGGGCAAGGGGAACGUCACCACCGUCCGGGCGCGCCUGGUGGCGGCGUCGGAGUACGUCGAUGCGGGCGUCGCCAAGGGGAUCGCCGCCGAUCGCGGCCGCGGCGACGGCACCGUCAACUUCUACGUCCGGGUUUUGGCCUGGAUUAGGUUCAGGUCCGGCGCGUGGAGGACGAGGCGGCAUGUGAUGAGAGUCUACUGCGAUCACGUCCCAAUCGGGUUCAAGAACGGGACGGCUGCUGUCGGAACAUUGGUGGGCCCACCGAAGCAGUGCCUGGUUAAUCUCUGAGUACGGAUAUCGAUAUCUUUGUCUUCUUUUCCUUGCAUUAGUGUCUGGUAAUGGUACAGUGAAUGGAAGUAAGCUUGUAAUUAGAUAUGGUCUGGAUGCUAACCGAUACUUCAACGUAUGGUACUCUUAGAAUUAUAUUUUAACAUGGAUAAUGCUCACGUAAAGAUAGAUUUUAAUACGAGUGUUGGUUACAGCUACAGGUCAUGUACUGUCUUUCCUUCUUUCUUUUUCCUUCACUCUCUUUUUUUUUCUGUUUAACAUUUUCGAAGUACAUGUUUUCUAUCUGU
Molecule: messenger RNA, 1125 nt
Organism: Elaeis guineensis (African oil palm)
Lineage: Eukaryota; Viridiplantae; Streptophyta; Magnoliopsida; Arecales; Arecaceae
Product: NDR1/HIN1-like protein 1
Biological process (GO): defense response to other organism
Cellular component (GO): plasma membrane
Source: RefSeq, a predicted model, not a curated record